This is a messenger RNA of Arabis nemorensis, 684 nucleotides long. NCBI's taxonomy places the organism in Eukaryota, Viridiplantae, Streptophyta, Magnoliopsida, Brassicales, Brassicaceae. The record is from the annotation of a GenBank genome assembly.
AUGAACUUGUCAAAACGCCUGGCUCUGUUAGGGGCACAAUCCGUCGCCAAACCUCGAGGUCUCGGCUCCUCUUUCGGCUUGAUUCAUCGUCGUCCGGUUCCUUUCCGGCAAAUUUCCGAGCUCACUAAAGUUAAUGGGAAGCGUGCUUUUCUCGUCGAUACAUUGGCUCUGGUGAGGAGUCUUGAAGCUCAAGGUGUUCCAUCUAAACAAGCUGAGGCAAUAACUUCUGCCAUUACUGAGGUGUUGAAUGAUAGCUUGGAAAAUGUCUCUGAGUCUUUUGUUUCAAAAGCAGAAAUGCAGAAGAUUGAAAUGAUUCAAGAGUCAAAUCUGUCAAAAUUUAAAUCUGAUGUUAAAAGUUCUCAGGAGCAUCACUUUACUGUUUUGCAACGCGAAACAGAAAAAUUACGAGGCGACAUAGAGAAGAUGCGAAGUGAGCUUAGGUAUGAAAUCGAUAAGGUCACAGCUGGACAACGGUUGGAUUUGAAUCUUGAAAGAGGUCGAAUACGUGAUGAGCUAGCUAAUCAGAAUUCCGAAACAACAAACCUCACAAACAAGCUUGACAGGGAAAUUCAUGCAUUGAGAGCUCUAUUAGAAGCUUCAAAAUAUGAGGUGAUCAAAUACUGCAUAGGUACACUUGUUUCGAGUUCAGCAGUCGGCCUCGCCCUCCUUCGUAUCUUCCUGUAG